AUGGAACCUGUUAUGAAGGUGACCCUUUUCGGAGUCGUUGGGAAUGGCAAGUCUUCUAUCGGGAAUAUGUUGAUUAAUGGUGAUAUGUCAGGUCCCUUCCCGGUUAUUGAUGGUGAAGUCGAGGUAAGAGUAGAUGGGAAUAUGAUGGUUUCUUCCUCAGAAAGGUAUAAAGUAAUCGACAUGUCCGGAGUAGAUGAACCGAAUUUAAGCGAUAACUCACGUGAGGAUUCACAAGAAUGGGUUAACAAGAAUAGGGAUGUAUUAGAGGGGGUUUUUGGAAUUCAUCCAAUGAUUGGGGUCGACUUUCCCUAUCAUAAUGGACAAGGUACUCGUGAACAGACGAGAGAGGUAAAAUUUGCGGAAGCUGUCACCAUCUUACCAGUGUUAGGCACUGCAUAUAGAUUGUUCUCUGCUGGUACUUAUUAUAUGGUGGGAAAACCAGAAACAUCAAAAGAAAGACUUCCAGAAGGAUCUAUUAAAGGAAUCGUAAAGCUGGUUUGGAGUUGA
Funneliformis caledonium is the source of this 507-nucleotide messenger RNA. Lineage: Eukaryota; Fungi; Glomeromycota; Glomeromycetes; Glomerales; Glomeraceae. The record is from the annotation of a GenBank genome assembly.